Molecule: messenger RNA, 1989 nt
Organism: Capsicum annuum
Lineage: Eukaryota; Viridiplantae; Streptophyta; Magnoliopsida; Solanales; Solanaceae
Exons: 15
Coding region: 124-1740 (538 amino acids)
Molecular function (GO): 2-oxoglutarate-dependent dioxygenase activity
Source: RefSeq, a predicted model, not a curated record
ACUUGCUAUUUCUGGAAUUUUCCCCUUCAAAGUACUGCGGUUGUACCGCCUGGCCCAGUCCAGUCAACGUAACCAACAAGCAGCGGAGUAAUUGCAACUUGCUAGAGCAGCACCAGUGUAACAAUGAUGGAAGAAGAUUUGCGAAUCCACACAUUCACCGAAAUUCCGUCGUCAGAGUUAUUCACUUCUCAAAUUGAACCCAAAAACGUUCCAGCGGUUUUCAAGGGAUGUAUAAAGAAUUGGAAGGCUUUUUCAAGGUGGAACCCGUCGGACGGUGGCCUGAUAUACCUGCAGGAACGUGUAGGUUCAGUAGUCGUGGAAGCUAUGCUGUCCCGAUCUGCACCAGUCUUUUAUGGUGAUAUCAGAAGCCAUGAAAGGGUCCCAUUGAGCUUCUCUACCUUUAUCAGAUAUUGCUUGUGCCUACUGAAAAAUAGGGAUGGAAGGCGAGAUGAUUUUUUGGAAUCUCAGAAGCAUAAUCUUGUAGUAUCUGACACUGAGCAAACUGAUUUACUUUUUGGAGAAGCUCCUCAGCAAUUUUUUUUAGCACAGGUACCAAUUCUGAAUUUUGAGAAAAAGGAACACAUGCAACUGGAGUGCCUUGGAGAAGAUAUUCAAACGCCUGUACCUUUGGAAGCCAAAAGCCUGGCUUCUGUUAAUUUGUGGAUGAACAGCAUGAAGGCUAGAUCCAGCACACACUAUGAUCCACACCACAACCUUUUAUGCAUAGUAUCUGGAUGCAAGGAAGUUACUUUAUGGCCACCUUCUGCAACUCCUUACUUAUAUCCACUACCCUUGUAUGGGGAAGCUUCCAAUCACAGCUCUAUUACUUUAGAAGAACCAGAUCUUUCAAUCUACCCAAGGGCGGCAUGCCUAAAUGGCUUUUCACAAAAGGUCAUUCUUCAUGCUGGUGAUGCGCUGUUCAUUCCUGAAGGAUGGUUUCAUCAAGUGGAUAGUGAAGUUCUAACCAUUGCUGUUAACUUUUGGUGGCGGUCCAUGACAAUAUCUGGCAUGUUGGAGCAUAUGGAUGCAUAUUAUUUGCGUAGAAUAUUAAAAAGAUUGACUGAUAAGGAAAUGAAUAAGAUGCUGCAUUUUCCUUCAAGUAGUAUGGAUAAAACUAUGACUUGUACUACUUCCCAGCCUAAUAAUGCAUAUAGAGAUCAUGAACAUCAGGGAACCAGCAAGAAUUGUGGCAACAGAACUCCAAAAGAUGAGCUUAAGUCAAAAGUGAUGCUGCAAGAUUUGGAGCCCUGUGCAUCACAGUCGCUGAAUGAACUUAUUUCGUUGGUUCAUGACCGUCUCAAUCCAAGCAAGCUGACGGGAUCUACAGAUUAUUCAUUAGCUGGGGAGAAUGAUGAUAAUAAAAGAAAAGAGGACUCAUGUAGCAGCGACGAUGAUUCAGUUGCUAAUCUUAUCUUGACCCUUCAUCCACUUAAAAUCCACCGUGUCUUUCUUGCAAUGGCUAACUAUUUUCCAAGAACAUUAGAGGCCUUAGUAUUGCAUGCACUCACUCCUGUUGGAUCAGAAAUCCUCACUCGGAAAUUUGAAGAGAUGGAUCAGCUAAUUUCAGGAGAAGACCAGAAUCAAUUCUACCAGAUUUUUUAUGGUGUGUUUGAUGACCAGUCUGCAGCUAUGGAUGUACUUCUGAAUGGCAAGGAGUUAUUUGCUCGUCAGGCAUUUGAAAAUGUGCUCGAUAAGUUCCUGGGAGUUAAUCCUGAAGGGCCAAAGCAACGGACCAAAUAGAUACCAACUAUGGCACUUCAUAAGAACGUCGGUCCCUUUGAAUUGGAUGAGCGACUUCUCCAUCUCCGCCCCUUUCCUCUUCAUUUGGUACUGCACAUAUGAUGCUGUUGUAACCCUAUUUUAUUGAGGUCCCUACUAAAUUUAGCUGCCAUUUUAUUGCGUGCUUUUGUAAAUUCUGUGUCAUAAUUUCAUAUUAAAGUUCGGAAUUGUUUCUGUUUAUAUUGUAUGAUACCUAUAUUGUUUUGGAUU